Messenger RNA from Tribolium madens (black flour beetle), 8046 nucleotides. It is a transcript of the gene by, whose product is annotated as tensin-1. Bases 3132 to 7277 code for a protein of 1381 amino acids. Lineage: Eukaryota; Metazoa; Arthropoda; Insecta; Coleoptera; Tenebrionidae. Gene Ontology annotation, molecular function: protein binding. The transcript is spliced from 17 exons. The record is from RefSeq and is a predicted model, not a curated record.
AUUUCUUAUUUCUAUUUCUAUAAGAAUUAAUCUUUUUAGAUAAUUUAGGAUUGGUUCUUUGUGUUCUUCAUUGUUCCUUCUCAUCCAAUAGACUGGAAAUGACAAGACCACUUUUUCAUAAUUAUUGCUUUAAAGAGGAUGAUAUACCUAGUGUAGCCAAAAAAAUCUUAUUUUUAAAAGAAAUCUCUUAUCACAAUUAUGCAGCUACUAAAUGUCUUUUUUAUUUUGGCAACACAUGAUUAACAAAAUAAAUUUACAUAAACAGUUUUAUUUUGAAUAUAAAGAUUGACUUCUAACCUUGCAGCAGGAAUCUUGAUCCAAAUCUUGAAGUCAGAGGUCAAUGAAAUAUAUUUAACAUGUUUUAAGAGUUUUUAAAAACUGASAAGCCUUAUCUGAUUAACCGGAAUUAAAAAGUAAAGGUAAUAAAAAAAUACUACAARUUCUCAUUGCUACAUUUUAAUGUUUAAUGACUUUCAACCUUUUUAAAAAUAAUUACAACUCUCAUUCGUGAAGCAAAAUUUGWGAAUAAUUACACAAAUAUCGACUUUUAUCCGUGUUUUGUUUUUUACGUUUAUCAAUCGACAAACAUUCAAAACUGUGAUACUGAUGGGUAAGACACUUAUUUGAACAGUUUAAACCGUAUUUACGGAGGCUUGAAUUCCUUCAGUUUGGGUCUGAAAAUAGUUCCCUGUAUGAAUUAUUUCUUCCAGUCAUAAAUUUUAUGUAGUUCGGGAGUAUUGCCAAUUUGUCUCGACAAAAUUUACAUAAUAAUAAUGAAAGUCAUAGUGCCAACACGGGAUUUUAUUAAUAUCAAAAACACACAUUAAUUUGCUCCAAAAUGUAGUAAUGAUGUGAAUGUUAAGUUAUGCGCUUUUUUACAUAAUAAACCCGUAUUUGGUGAAAUAUAUUCACUUAGAUGUUUUGACUUUUAACAGGUUUUGGCUAUUAAAUAAUGUGUCAACAAGAAUCGAUUUUUCAAAUAACCUUCACAGUAAUUUAAACAGUCUACGCUCGAUUUUUAUACUUUUGGUUUAUUAUGAUAAAUAUUUGUUCUCUUCAUUUGAAUAUCUUAAAAUAUUAAUUCACCGGUCUGAAAUAUGCAGAAUAAAAUACAUGUCAUAACUAGGUAUAAAAAAGCAAAGUCCGUGUUAAUUCGCAGUGACACUGAAUAUACCGUCAAGAUGUUUUAUUCAUUUUUUGACCACGAUUUGGUGCAUAAGUCAGCAACCAAAUGCAAAUACAAUGCAGACCAAUUUACAAGUGCUUAAAAUUCGCAAGACAUUCAAUUAAAGGCAAUUGAGGGRCCCAGCACGUGCUUCAAGACUAGCAUUAUAAUUAAACGAUUUACAUGUUUUAAAUGGGGAAUUAUGGCCUGACUAUGCUACUUGAAUGAAUUUUAAUUACUAAAAAUAGAAUACGGAUGUCCAGUCAUUAGAAUUAAAAAAAAAUAUUAGUGCCAGUCGCAGGUUUUUGAAAUUCUGCUCAAUAAUUUAGUCUGCAUCUAAAUUGCUGUAAUUUAAUUAAUCACAGUACAAUUUGCGUAUUUUAUUUCAAAUUUAUCUUCCUUCUAUCUCACAUUUUAGAUAUUUAAGAAUGUUGCUGUCGGAGUAUUGUGUGCAAAAACUAAGGUUCCCUUGAUAUUUAAAUGUCGGAAAUGUUAUUUGUGAAUGUAACAAACAUCCCCAAGCUAGAAUAAUUUUUGCCUAAUGGCCCUAUUAUCUGCACUGAUCUAUUCAGCGAAGGUGCACCGUCAUACUCGGGGGAACUACAUCAAUUUUGGUGUAAUAAACCUGUUUAAUUUCUUCAAUUCUUUUUCACCUACUUACAAAUUAGCUUUUUCACCUUAAUUUAUCUCUGGUUUGUCCUCCGACCCAGUGGCAAUUUUAUCCAUUUUUCAGCGCCAGRCGCCACAUAAAUCACUCUCUUUUUCAAUUGAUAAUUCAUCGGUAAAGAAAAUUAAAUCCAAUGAAUCCGCAUUAGCGUUGAACGUAAACAGUAGAGUCGCCUCAUUUGUCUCCGGCGUUGAAUUUUGUGAAUUGAUAAAACUGUGUACAUUUUUAUGAAGCACUACUCUAUAAAUAAAUGAAGGGAGGUUGUGAUUUUAAACAGAGAACAGCAUUCCAGCAGGAGAGUGUAAACACUUAAAACACGAAGGAAGUUUCUAAGUGUUUAAAAGGCUAAAAGGGUUCACAUUCUUGAGACUCCACUCCUUGCCAAUGCACUGUACCAGGUAGAUAUUGCGAAAUUGCUUCUUUCGGAGRUUUACCCCAAUUAAUUGAAAUUCGGAGAAGAGCACAAAACGACUGAACAAAUUUGCUUGCUGUGUCUCUCGGAGGAUUCUUGAUUAUUCCAAAGUGUGAAAUAAACGACUCAAGGCCCCAAAUGUUGACUUUCAACCACUCUUUGCGAGUGUUUUAGCUUCGCGACAAAUCUGUUGUCUCCGCUGUCAGUUCCAUGUCCAAUUUUAAUUAGAAAUGCUUUGGGCUCACAGCUAUACUUGGAAUAAACGUAAAAAUAGCCAUAAAAACCGGCAAUUACUUAUGCAUGCGAGCCGCCGAUUGCAAAAUGCCAAAAAGAGCGGUGACGUAAGUCCUUAUUUGCUAUUCUAAACAUUAUACCUAGAACUGGUUGGAGGCUCUUACAAUAAAUCCUCCUCACCUUCACCUGCGAUUCAGCUAAGUCGAAUUUUUCGUWAAAGUAGAACAAAUGCACCGUCAGUGAACGCAUUAAUCUAUUUAUAAUCAUUUUCGCGGAGUGCCCCCUCGGUGACCAAGUGAAGCGAAACUCUGUGGGAUUUAUGGUGUGGCAGUAAUGGAUGCGGUAGGGCAAUAUAAAAAUAUUUCUCAUGCAUGUGUGGGUUCAUAAAUUAUUGUGGAGGAUAUUGCUCGCAAAUUGAAGGAUAUCGCGUUACUCGGCAUGUUGAGAAGCACUGCUCACAUGUCCGUCUUGGUGCUGAGCUCGAAAAAAUUCGCUACCAAUUAGUGUUAGUGCUGGGAUUAAAGCCGCGCGAAUCGGAUCGUGCUGCGAAAAUCACUAAAUAAACGCGAAAUGAGAAGGAUUUACUGAUUUGUGUCGAUUAAACCAAACUACCAUUAUUUUAUUUUGUGUAAAAUAGUGUCUAAGUGAUCGAAAUGUCUCCGUUUUACCCUCACCGGGACUUAUUCUACUUUUAUUGGACGGGGCACUCCCACGAUGAGCUGUCGAAAAACGGAACCGCGAUGAAUAAGAUGCUGGCUUCAACAUCUUACAAUGGUGAAGCUCUUACAAGCCAACCGCGGUCAUCAAGAGGAACUUCCACGUCCAACAGCGGCAUGGAUUUAAGUUAUGUGACUGAAAGGAUUAUCUCUGUGUGGUUUCCAUCGUCGACGAAUUCGCAUUCGUACCGGCAGGGACAAAGACAAGCCGCUCAUAUGCUGAGGAACAAAUAUGGAGAUAAUUACAUGGUAUUUAAUCUCACCGAGCCUAAACGAGCGUUAAGGAACGAACAUAAGCACGUUAAGGAAGUAGGUUGGGCGCAGAACUUUGCACCGCCGUUGGAGAAACUCUGCAGCGUAUGCAAGGAAAUUGACUCCUGGCUCUCCGGGGACCAACACAGAAUUGCGGUAUUACACGCUAGAGRCAACAAAGAUAAGCUGGGAGUCAUCGUGGCGGCUUACAUGCACUAUUCGAGUAUUUGCGGAAGCGCCGAACAAGCCCUGGACCGAUUUUCGAUGCGAAGAUUCUUGGACGAUAAUGUUGGAUCUCUUGCGCUUCCGUCAAAUAAACGAUAUGUCGACUAUUUUGCGGGUUUACUAUCACACAAUAUUAAAAUCAAUGCGAAUCCUUUAUACCUGACCCAUGUUACGGUCCUCGGGGCCCCAACUUUCCAACGAGGAGGUUGUAGGGCGUUUCUGAAGCUAUACCAAGGCCAAACUCCGGUUUACACAUCAGGCGUCUACAACGUAUCAAGUGGUGUAAGCCAGUUCACGGUGAAUGUAGUCGGAGAACGUCGACGUGGCCUGCAGCUAAGGGGUGACAUCCUGAUAAAGUGCUAUCACCGUGGAGAUGUAGGAAGAGAGACGAUAUUCGCAUGCCAAUUUCACACUUGUGCGGUAGCCGAUUACACGCUUAGUUUUACGAGACAAGAGCUCGAUGUCGCCUGCAACGACCCUCGUUUUCCGGUUGAUGGUGCGGUGGAAUUGCAUUUUUCACCCGGACCUGAAGACAGACACCCCGCACCCGCCCCCACACCAGCGGUUCCUUGUAAGCAAACAAGCGACGAUCCUAUCACCAGGGCGGAUAGCCCAUUCUCUGUGGAGGAGUACGACGAGGAAGGAGACUCAGACUCAGACGACGUCAAUCACACGUUUGGACCUCUAGACGGUAGUAUUUACGCAACUAUCGCCAAAAAGCCGGAGCUGUCUCCUGGCGCCGUUUCUAGUCCGUUGACGGUGUCCAUGGACUCGGGUAUUUCUUCAGCAGGCCACCAGCAGAACGCCAACACAACCGCCUCCGCGAGCCCCCCACUAACUGCCCAACCGUCCCCCUUGACCCCCGAGGAUCAGCACCGAGAGCUGGACGAACUCGUCUCGGACAUGAUGUUAACGGUUCAGAGCAUUCCCGACCUGAAACCGCAUCACCAGGACCAGUCCUCCGGGUCCGCAAUCGGGACCAGCGACAACAAUUUCGGCCUCGACAAUGUGCGCUACAUAGACGACGAGGAAGACAAGAACAUCCCGUACCACGCGCGACAAGACAGCCGCCCCUUCACCUACGGCGUCAACUCCAACAGCAUGAUCGGCGACUCCAAGGGGCUGUCGAGCCCCAGUCUCGUCCGCAAAGCCAGCGUCAACAAAAGCACGGGAGACACUCUCAAGAAAGUACAAACGCAAGUGUAUCCAGACUUCGGCUCCAAGCCAGUGCCCAAUUUCUCAAACCUACCCACGUACCACACACCCUCGAACUACAGCACGUUGUCGAAGUACCCGAGGUCGUACUCACCCUCAGAGUCGAGACAAAGGGACCCGAUUGAUGAUAUCUUCACUCCGAGUGCGCUGAAUGCCAAUCACCCGAUUAAAAGGGAGUUCCGAGAAGAGUACUACAAGGACGAAAUCAAAAGGUACACUCCUUUGAAAAGGAGCAUCACGGAAGGGGCGCUCAGGGGAUACGAUGAUUACAAAUCCAGUUCAGCACUUACGAGUCCGUAUUCAGACUCGGAGAGUUUGUCGCCUCCGGGAGCUUUUAGGACGAAAUCACCGGAAUUUCACGAGUCAUACACAACAAACAAGAACUUGACAUGGCUCCAAAAGCAGCAACUCAAACUCAAAGAGCGCCGCGAGCUGCAAUUGAGGGAAGAAAGACAACCUCACGAAACGCGCCUUUUGAGUGAACUAAAGCACGUUCAAUCCCGGCACAUGAAGCCGACAGCUAGUCAUCGUCUUGACGGCUACACCAGCGAUACAACGGCUUUUCCCGACGAUGAAGAAGACUACGCAAUCCCUCUCCACAUCAACACCAUGCAAAAGAACAAUGGCACGGCCCCAGGCUCGCCCCGAACGCUGUCACGAACAUACAGUGCGAGUAAAUACACCACCAAAACGGAGCGGCCUUUCAUGACCGUCAAGAGGGCCCACGAGAGAUACGCUCAAAAUUCAGAUUCGCCGGCGUCGAUAUUAGCUGCGAAUCCCAUGGGGCAGAUUGUGAGGCCCCCGUCUAGGGGCGGCGAGGGUGAUAGCGGAUUGUUGUCUCUAGUCGAGGAGCAGUAUAAACACAGUCCGCGAUAUAACCAAGGGGGUUUGGUGGGUAUUGACAACUCUAGUGUUGAUAGUUCACCAGCAAGGAAUGAUAACGUUCCCAUAGAUGCACUCAAUGAUCUGAUUGCUAGCUUAUCAAGUGGAUCAGAUAAGUCUAGCAAUAGUCCUAAUAACACCACAUCUGCAUGGCAGUAUCGGGAAGAAACCCACUCCUGGCGUUCUCAUUCUGUGAAUGAUGUAGACACGAGUCCUUCACACAAUUCGUCACCGAGGCCACAAACACCAGCUUUUCCAGUACAUGUGCGAACUCCUUAUACGAAUCCUUCUACACCGACAGUGCAAUUCGAUUUACCUUCCGAACGAUUACCGCCUAAAAGUCCUACAACCCAGCGACGUUUKAGUUGCCCGUCGUCUAAUAAAGUUACAAAGAAGUGGUCGCUUUCUCCUGAAAGAAAGGACCGACCGACUUCUCCGACAGAUAUGAUAAACGGCUCUUCAGAAUACACAACACAAAGGAGCGUGUCAGCAACUCCACCAGGAUACAAAGAGAACUACUCGGAGAACUAUCAACACAGUCCUAAGAGUCCAACAAGAAACGGGUCAGCGUCGCCGACUGUCUAUUUCGGCAACUCUAGGAGAAGUUCUGUUCAUUCAAAUAGCGAACCUCCUCAUGAAGUUUCAGCAGCUAAUGUCAAAUUUGUGAGAGAUACCUCCAAGUAUUGGUACAAGCCCACCAUCUCCCGGGAAGAAGCUAUCAAUAUGUUACGAGACCAGCCCCCGGGCACCUUUGUCGUCCGCGACUCCAACUCAUUCCCUGGCGCCUUUGGCAUGGCCCUCAAAGUGGCCAGUGUCCCCUCGAACCUCCAAUCAAAGCCCACCCAAGGCGAUGAGCUCAUCCGRCACUUCCUCAUUGAGCCGACAUCCCGCGGCGUCAAGUUGAAGGGCUGCCCGUCUGAGCCGGUCUUCAGCUCUUUAUCGGCUUUGGUCUACCAGCAUUCAGUCACACCACUSGCUCUGCCGUGCCGGUUAAUCCUCCCCGAGGGAGACUUGAAGUACCACGACAGUGYCAACAAYCCCGCUCAACAAUUACUAACRCAAGGUGCAGCCUGUAACGUGCUGUACCUCUUCACCAUGGACAUGGAGUCGCUCACGGGGCCUGAAGCCGUGCGAAAGGCCGUCACACACCUCAUGCAGAAGGCGCCAAAAACCGAGACGGCUGUUGUACAUUUUAAAGUCAACGGACAGGGCAUUACUCUCACUGACAACAAAAGGAAAUUGUUCUUCAGGAGGCAUUAUGCCAUUAACUCUAUCUCGCAUUGUGGCUUAGAUCCGGACGAGAUGAGGUGGUCGAUCAGUGCGGAAGAGGGGUCGACGGCCAGUCCAAAUCGKAUAUUUGGAUUCAUCGCGAGGAAACCCAACGUCAGUAACCCCGACAAUCAGUGCCAUUUGUUCGCAGAGUUAGAACCCGAACAGCCAGCGAUAGCUAUCGUAAAUUUCGUUAAUAAAGUUCUUACGUCAAGUGGUAUCAAACCUAAUAUUGUGUAAAUUUUCACCGAACAUGAGGAGGAGGAAUCACAUCACAUUUAGAAUUAAAUUAUCACAGUAUUUGGAAAAUACUUAAAUGAUUUCGUAAUGUUUGCGAAAAUGCCGCUAAAUUUUCAUUAACUAGUCUUACUUCAUAAUUUUCUUAGACUUUAAGUUUAUAUCUUGCAAGUAAUUUAUAWUUAAUAUUGUACAUAUAUAUUAAGUAACACUAAGUGUGCCUGCCUUAUUUUAUUUUUUAAAAUAUAUUUUUUUUUAUUUUUAAGUGAAGUGCUUUAAAUAUUGUGAAUAUUUGCAUGUUCACUAACGAUACACAUUCUACUGAACCUUGUUGGUUUUUGUUAUGAAAAAUUAACAAAAAUUUUUGUCAGUGGGGUACUUUUUAGUUCAUACUUUGCUGUGAAUGACAAAUAAUUGUUUUCCAUUUAUUUUUUGUUCAUUUUUCAUUUCGCACUAACAAAGUAUCUGUAAUCAAAACAUUAGUAUGCAGGGUAAUAAAAUCCUAAAUUGUAAAAAUAUUAUAGAUUUUAAUUUAGAAUCCAUGUUUUAACAAAGCUUAUUAAUAACAAUAGUAUUAAAACGGAUAUGCGUCAUCUCUGGGUCUUGGAGCAUUUUCAAUUAAUUUCCGGUAAUUAUUGUAAUAGUACAAAAAUAGUUUAACUCAUCAAAAUGUCCUAAUCAAAGCGAGAUAUAUCAAAUGCCAUACUUUAAAGAUAUAACAGAUUGUAUCUAGAAGAAAGAAUAGAUAAACUAAUAAAAAAUCUCUCGUUUA